AUAACGUCAACUGUCACGUCAUCAUUACUUUCCGUCAUAUUUGCGAAAUUGUUGUUCCAUAAUCCAUAAUAGUUAUGUGAUUGAAGAUUGAAGUAUAUUCAGUAUAUUGUAAAAUUAUUCGAGUUUUCUAGUUGGAGUUUCACCUUUUCAGCAUGCCUUUCAUGUGAUAUUGGGAACAGCAUGUUCCAAUUUUGUGAUUUUGCUAGAAGACGUAAUUAAUUUGAAAAUUCAAGAUGUACGAUAUAUCUGUAGUGUAUAUGAGAAAGGAGACAACAGAACUAAUUUCUGCCUUAUUAAAUCCUAAAAAAGUUAUACCGAACGAAAACGGUUUAUCGCGCGAUUGGCACGGUUUGGCAGAACUAUGCGGAAUAGGUGGUGAGAAAAUCCCCAAUAUCGAAAGAAGCAACGAUCCAACGUUAAAAGUUAUAGAAAUAUGGUCGGAGAAAGAUAGAAACAAUAGCACAAUAAAGAAAUUCAUUUCGUUUUUGGAAACGCUAGAUAGAUUCGAUAUCAUUGACGACAUUACACCUUUAUUAGAAAAAGAUGUAGAUUACUUCAGGGCAAAUCCCAAUGGUUUCACGGCUAGUCUCCAAGACUUCGACGACAAGGAUAUAAUAACAUACGAUGAUGCUGAAAGAAAGAAAGCGGGCCUUCCGCCGGAAAUGUACGAUGCUUUCGUUCUCUUUGACGACGAUGAUAUAGAUUUCGCGACAGAAAUAAUAAAGACUAUGGAAGGACAAUACAAUUUGAAAUUGUGCGUUAAAGAUAGAGAUGUCGUCGGUGGAGAGUCCAAUCACGAUUCCGUUAUUAGAGUAAUCUCUACAAGGUGCCAUAGAGUUAUUGUAGUAGUUUCUCCCGCUUUCUUAGAGAGCUCGAUAAAUAAAUAUUUCUACACUUUGGCUUCUAUGGAUGGCAUUGAGAGGCAACGAAGAAAAAUCAUCCCGUGCUUGUACAAGAAGAUAGAGAAUUUGCCCAUAGAGUUCAAAGCGUUUCAUUUUCUUGACUAUACCAGAUCGGAAAUAGUAUUUGGUAGUUUUUGGGAUCAACUAUACAAAUCAUUGAAAGUUAUAUCACCUCCUACUCCGAGUAAUCAAACACUUACAGUUACUGUUCAGAACAGCAAAAGAAUACAGCAUAACGUGGAUCCUUUUAAAUCAUCAAAUCACGUGAAAUUCGCGUUGCUGGAUAGCCAACCAAAGGAGGCAGAGCCCGAUGCUGAAUCGACGAAAAUUGUGAACAAUUCUAACUCGGUUUCUUCACCUUCUGUAGUAGCAACUGGUAAAGAACUGAAAAAGAACAAAUCUUUGUUGAAUAAGUGCAGGAAUUUCCUUCAUAAAAAGAUCGAGAAUAAAAAAACGGAGGUGAAAACCGAAGUGCCUGAAAUAAACGGGUUGACGUUGACGAAAAAGAAGACCUUUUGGAAGAGUAGAAAAUUAAAAGUCGAAGUGACGAAUUGAUGGUAUCUCAUCAGAGUCGGUAACUUUCUGACACGAUUGGUCAAUUAUUUUUACAUUAAAGUAUAAUUGAAUAUUUUUAGUAUGAAAAUUGUAUACUAAAAAUCACAAAUUUAUACAUAUUACCAAAUGUGUUUCAAAUGUAUUUUUGCUUAGCAGAGAUUUAUUUUUUUACCAACACUAACAUAUUUCGCUUUGGAACCAUUUUUAAAUGCCUAUGUUUAGUUUAAAAAUUUGUGUAAAGCGAUUCGAUGUUACCUGAUGAUCUGCAUUAAUAAGGAUCUGUAAAAACGUGGUUGCAAAUAAAAUGUGCAAAACUAUUCCUACAAAUAAUUAAUUAUUGUUGAUCAAUUUGUGUUGUAUUUUUUAGUCAACUGUAGAUAGUUUGUUUAUAGAUAAUUCAAUAUAAUCAUAUCGCACGAAUCAAGAAGCCUUCACCAAUUUUGUAGCUAUUAAGGUUUUUUAGACGUAUUUGGUUUCCAUUGCUAAUUGAAAUAUUCGAUUGAUAUAUUUUAAUGAAAUUGGAGUAUUAUUUUUUUUUAUUUAUGACAUUAUUUUUGUGAAUUGUUACAUAGUGCUUUGAGCAAACAAUGUGUCUUUAUUCCAUUCAACCAUUAGAUUGUUAUUAAAUUAAUGGAAAUGUGUAAAAUACCACCUUCGUUUCCAUGUAAGCCAUAGAACUAAAUAUUUUUAUAUAUUUUUUAUAAGUUGCUAGUCAUUGUAUUGCUUAUAUCAGCAACUAUUUUAAAUUGGUUUUUAUUCCUGCAUAAUAUCACUGGAUUAAAACCAAUUUGUUUAGUCUAAUAAUUUACCUUUUUUAUUAAAAACAAAAUGAGUAUAACUUAGUAUUUUUGUAAUUCGUUUUGAUUCUUC
Molecule: messenger RNA, 2327 nt
Organism: Phyllotreta striolata
Lineage: Eukaryota; Metazoa; Arthropoda; Insecta; Coleoptera; Chrysomelidae
Source: the annotation of a GenBank genome assembly